UCUUGGUGUCCUAUGUAGGGCAGGUGGAGGUAUCUUUCUGUGCCCAGCAGCAGCCUUUUGUCUCAUAAUCUGUCUGCAUACCAUCUCAGCAUGAGGAGAAAUGAUAAGGAGACUGACUGUGACUGUUGCUGAGCUGUGAUUGGUCAAUCACUGUCCUGGGGCGGGGCAGCCACUUACAAACAGUCAGACAAACAGACAGACAGACAGACAGACAGACAAACCUGAUCCUAACCCCAACUCUCAAACAGGUUAAAAGAAAUAAGGACCAAAUAACAUGAGGUAUAUAACUGGUCCUCACAAAGAUAGACAUAGUGUAGAGUCACUCACAUACACACACACACACACACACACACACACACACACACACACAUCUGGAUCACAUCAGCAGUUGAGGUAAGUCGAAAGCAGCUCUGAGAUCAGUUAACACAAACUCAAAGCCCUGCAGCCCUGCUGCUGCAGUAACGAACCACAGGACUGUUAGAGAAAGAGGAAGAGAAGUGCAGCUGUUCAGAUAGAAAAAGAGAAAGCCAACCCUAACACACCCUAAGUGUUGGAGGACCUGCGAGACUGAGAACAAAAAGAAAAAGUUCAAAAGAAGAAGAGGACAUGCUGCAGGAACUGAAGGAAAAGAAGAAGAUGAAUUUGUUGUUUGGGACUCUGGUCUUCGUCUCUCUGUUGUCGUCCAUCAGCAGCGUCUCUCCGUCUUCCCGUCUUGCAGACGAAUGCUCUGGAAUGUCUGUCCACCACUGAUGUGUGUUCUGGUCUCUGCAGGUCUGCGGGCAUUCCGGCUGAAGACCAUCUGUAACGUCACCACUCUGAAGGAGAAGCAGAUGAAGGAGAUCCAGGCUCCGACCACCAACCUGUACCUGCCAGUCCUCUACCUGCUGGCCUUCAUUGUGGGUCUACCCUCCAACCUGCUGGCUCUGUGGGUGCUACUCUUCAGGACCAAACCACUGCCGUCAACCACGCUGCUGAUCAACCUGACGGUGGCGGACUGCCUGCUGCUGCUGGCCCUGCCGUUUCGGAUCGUGUACCACUUCAGGGGGAACCACUGGGAGCUGGGUGAGUCGUUCUGUCGCGUCGUCAUGGCCAUGUUCUAUGGAAACAUGUACGGGUCUGUGCUGUGUCUGGCGCUGGUGGCUCUGGACCGGUACAUUGCCUUGGUCCACCCGUUUGGUGCCAAGACGCUGCGCAGCCGGCAGACAUCUCUGUACAUGACGGCGGCGGUGUGGUUGGUGGUUCUGGCCGCCAUGCUGCCGCUGCUGGUCUCGCGACAGACUUACGUUUUGGAUGAGCUGCAGAUCACCACCUGCCACGACGCACUGCCUGAGGAGGAGCAGGAGAACUACUUCCUGCCGUACUUUGCCACCUUGUUCACGCUCUGCUUCCUGCUGCCGUUUGCCGUUGUGCUGUUCUGCCACGGGGCUGUGCUGCGCACCCUGCUGGCCGAGGGUAAGCGCUACGGUCAUGCCGUCAGGGUGACGGUGCUGGUCCUGCUGGUUUUCAUCGUGUGUCUGUUGCCUAGCAACAUCCUCCUCCUCCUCACCUACACGGACAGCUCGCUGGACGGAGACGGUGAGGACAUCUAUGUCCCCUACAUGGUUAGCUUAGCAGUUAGCACCUUCAACAGCUGCAUCGACCCGUUCAUCUUCUACUUUGUGUCGGUGGACUUCAGGGAGAAGGCCCGCAACACUCUCUGUUGCCGCAGCGACUCAGAGGACAAACCUUCGUCUCAGGGCAACAACGUGUCGUACUCUUCGUCAUCAGGCCUGAGGUCAAAGGUCACCACUCUGACCAUGUCCAGUCAGGAUGUCUGAGAGGGCGUGAGGACUGCUGACAUCAUCAUAGCUGUCAAUCAAACAUCAGAACACACUGAUAUGGAGGAAUUGAUCCCUGAUGAUUGAUUGAUUGAUUGAUUAUUAUGACAAAAACUGUAGUUUAUUUACACAUUAAUGAAAAAAUUAAGAUUUACUUGUAAAUAUUUAAAGGAAAAUUCUGUAAAUUCACUCAUCAGACUCACGUACUGGAGUACAAAACAGAAUGCCAAAUUUUAUCGUAAUGGUCCUCCUGCAUCUAUCAUACAUCAAUAAUACUUUAUUUUUAUGAUCCAUGAUGACGAAGAUACAGAGAGACAGAAUUCAACCAGUACCAGUAAGAUGUGAUAGAGUAUCAGCAGGUUUCUUGUAUGUGUCCGGAUUAUGAGCUGAUUAAGACCAGAACCAGAGUCAACAUGUCCCUCCUUUCAGAAGAGCUAACAGUGCCCCCUGCUGCUCAACCUCUGAACCACAACCACAGGGACCUUUGAACUUGAUUUUGUCACAUAGUUUGUGUCAUGUGCUUGAUUUGUAGUUCCUCACUGUGACCACCAGAGGGCAGCAGACACUGAAGUGUAUUUAACGUGUGUUUGAUAUCACAUUAACAUUAUUAGAUCUCAUUCUUCAUUAAAGAACAUGAUUCAGUUUGA
Dicentrarchus labrax (European seabass) is the source of this 2464-nucleotide messenger RNA. Its product is annotated as proteinase-activated receptor 4. Gene Ontology annotation, molecular function: thrombin-activated receptor activity. Gene Ontology annotation, biological process: thrombin-activated receptor signaling pathway; positive regulation of Rho protein signal transduction; blood coagulation. The record is from RefSeq and is a predicted model, not a curated record. The transcript is spliced from 2 exons. Bases 723 to 1817 code for a protein of 364 amino acids. Gene Ontology annotation, cellular component: membrane. Lineage: Eukaryota; Metazoa; Chordata; Actinopteri; Moronidae.